This is a messenger RNA of Penicillium samsonianum, 1278 nucleotides long. RefSeq lists its product as uncharacterized. Gene Ontology annotation, biological process: regulation of transcription by RNA polymerase II. The record is from RefSeq and is a predicted model, not a curated record. The transcript is spliced from 4 exons. Gene Ontology annotation, molecular function: DNA-binding transcription activator activity, RNA polymerase II-specific. NCBI's taxonomy places the organism in Eukaryota, Fungi, Ascomycota, Eurotiomycetes, Eurotiales, Aspergillaceae. The coding region runs from base 1 to 1278 and encodes 425 amino acids.
AUGCCAUCGCGCCGUAGUCACACGAAGUCUAGGAAGGGGUGUUUGGAGUGUAAAAGGAGACAUGUCAAGGUGAGUUCCACCAAUUUUACUACCCUGAACCCGUGGGGGGUGUUGGAUGUGGCCCAGGAAUGUGCCUGGAUCGUGGCUCAGGUUGCCUUUACGGAUGGCAGUAACCCACCAGCUGAGACCAAUAUUCUGACGCAACGCGCAGUAUAUCCUCCCCCAAAUGAAGACGAGGACAGUCCCAUGGCAUCCAGCGCCCAGGAUGAAACAGAGAGUGGCACCGUGACCCCAUCAAGGGAUUUCCCACAGGCAACACGUUUGCUUGAGACGAGAUUAUUCCACCAGUACAUGACUUCAACGUACCAGACUCUGUCGCAGGAUGGUCUGUCAGCACACCAUCUCUCCAUGACGAUUCCUCGCAUGGCGGCAUCUUGCCAUUACCUACUUGACAGCAUCCACGCAUUUUCUGCGUUACACUUGGCCUCGGUUGAACCUGAUAAUCGGGCUUCGUGGCUGAAUCAUGCUGUGCGAUAUCAAAGCCAGGCAUGCGCUGGACUGAGCAAGGUUCUUCCAGAAAUCUCACCACCAGAUUACGAACCAGCAUUUGUCUCGUCCAUCAUCAUUAUGCUUUUCGCCAUGGGAUCGCGAGUAUUAUCUCUUGAAACUCGACCACUGGAUCCGGUUUCGGUGGUUCUCGAGGCUCGCACAUUAAUGUCUGGCCCCGCCAUGCUUUUUUCCCGGAUACUUGAAGGCGGGGUUGACACACAGCUGGAUGGCUGGCUGUGCGCUCCUGACACACAAGAAAGCCUCGAAACUAUGAGACAUGAUCACGGCGGCAACUCGGUCGAAAACACACACGUAUUAUUCAGCCUGCACAAGUAUGUUCUAGUGGCAGAAAUAGUGACGUCGCUGGCUCGACUUCAUUCGAUCAUUGACACAAGGAAAGGUUCAGAUCAACCGAUCUACUAUGCCACAUGGCAGCAGUUACACCAGGCAGUCGAACCGUGGCCAAAGAUUGGACCACAUGGCGGCCCCCUUGCAUGGCCCUUAUUCCUCUCUGACAAGUUUUCCUCACUGCUCCAACAUGGCGAUUGGAUUGCCCGAGCUCUGUUUCUGCAUUAUGGCAUAGCUAUGCGUCUCCUGUGCCAUCGAUGGUACGUGCGCGACUGGGGUCGUCGGCUAGUAUCGGCGACACUGGAAACACUGGACAAGAUCCCUCAGGAGUGGGAGGAGACUAUCUCUUGGAUAAGACGAGCCGCUGCAAGGGAGGACUAG